CCCGGCUUCUCUCCCUCUUUUGCAACUGCGAGCUCUGUGCGUGCGCGUGUUUUUCUUUGCACCGAGCCUUGUUGUUUACCCAGCAGGUGGAUGUGACGUCAGAGACUCAUAACAGCAAAAAAUAACAACAUCUCCCUCCGCGGGGGUGUUAUUUCUCUCCCCCCUCCCCCCCCCAGCUUUGCCGCCUCAUUCCUCCCUGCUGGCAAACUCCAGAGUGGCCGCGCAAGGCGCCUGGAGCCGAGCCGGGAGCGGCGGGGGCUGGGAGCCGGGAGCGGGGCUGGCCCUGCCAGGCGCUUGGGCUCCCCUGGAAGCUAGUCCCGAGCGGAGGGCUCUAUUGUUAUUUAUUGUGCGGCUGUUGCACGCUGUGCCCGCUGCCCAGGCUCGGCGCAUGGGGCUUGCCCGGCUAGAGUGCAGGGAGGGACGGGCAGGCAGACUCACCCGCGCUGGGGGGAGCCCGUAGUGGGCACCGACAGGCCGUCUCCAGCGGAGCCCAAAGUUUUGCCUGCCGGAGCAGCAGCAGCAUUUGCUGAGGAGCUGUGUACUGGCGAUCAUUCACUCAGAGCCUUUCUCACUGCUAUCUCUCGUCAAUCUCCUGAGAACCACUUUCUGAGUGAUUCCUGCUUCCAAACAUGUUUCCCAUGGUAGGGGUUUUGAUCCCUUGCCAGAUUUGCCCUGAGCCAUGAGUGAAUAUGUGUAAUGCCCACAAGUAAAACUGGGUAAGAAGAGUGACCUUUUUGGGUGGCUGUAACUGAAGAUUGCUUUGCAGAAGCAACUAAAGUAGGAUGAAAUUCAUGGAGUUCAAGCAAAUAUUGCAAUCUAUGGCUGUUCCUGUGGUUUAUGUCAGCAACACAGUUUUUGAGUCAUGAUGCAAGAAUCUGGGAUUGAGACAAAAAGUAACGGUUCAGCUAUUCAGAAUGGAGCAAGCAGUGGCAACCAUUUACUAGAGUGCAGUCUACGGGAAGUGAGAUCCAACGGUGAGACACCUUCAGUUGAAAUUGGGGCUGCAGAUUUAGCACAUCUUCAGCAACAGCAGGCUCUGCAGGUGGCACGACAGUUUCUACUGCAGCAACAGCAGCAGCAACAAGUUAGUGGAUUAAAGUCACCCAAGAGGAAUGACAAACAACCAGCCCUUCAGGUCCCAGUGUCAGUGGCUAUGAUGACACCUCAAGUUAUCACUCCCCAACAAAUGCAGCAGAUCCUCCAGCAACAAGUGCUAACUCCCCAGCAACUCCAGGUCCUGCUCCAGCAGCAGCAGGCACUCAUGCUUCAACAGCAGCAGCUUCAGGAGUUUUAUAAGAAACAACAGGAACAGUUGCAGCUUCAACUUUUACAGCAACAACAUGCUGGAAAACAGCCUAAAGAGCCACAGCAACAGCAAGUGGCUACACAACAGUUGGCCUUUCAGCAGCAGCUCUUACAGAUGCAACAACUGCAGCAACAGCAUCUCCUGUCUUUGCAGCGUCAAGGUCUGCUAACAAUCCAGCCUGGCCAGGCUACCCUGCCUUUGCAGCCUCUUGCUCAAGGCAUGAUUCCAACAGAACUGCAGCAGCUCUGGAAAGAAGUGACAAGCUCUCAUACAGCAGAGGAAAUAGCAAGCAACAACCACAGCAGUUUGGAUCUGUCCACCACAUGUGUCUCCUCUUCAGCACCUUCUAAGACCUCCUUAAUAAUAAACCCACACGCCUCAACUAAUGGACAGCUAUCGGUCCACACUCCUAAAAGGGAGAGUUUAUCCCAUGAGGAGCACUCACAUAGCCAUCCGCUCUAUGGACAUGGUGUAUGCAAAUGGCCAGGCUGUGAAGCAGUUUGUGAAGACUUCCAAUCAUUUCUAAAACAUCUCAACAAUGAGCAUGCGCUGGAUGAUAGAAGUACAGCCCAAUGUAGAGUACAAAUGCAGGUUGUUCAGCAGUUAGAGCUACAGCUUGCAAAAGACAAAGAGCGCCUGCAAGCUAUGAUGACACACCUGCAUGUGAAGUCAACUGAACCAAAAGCCACCCCUCAGCCUCUGAAUCUGGUAUCAAGUGUCACACUGUCAAAGACUGCCUCUGAGGCGUCUCCACAGAGCUUACCUCAUACUCCGACCACCCCAACUACACCCAUCACUCCUGUCAUCCAGGGUCCUUCUGUCAUCACUACCACCAGCAUGCACAACGUUGAACCAAUCAGGAGGCGGUGCCCUAAUAAAUACAAUGUGGCCAUUUCUUCAGCAGAUCUUGCUCAGAACCAAGAAUUUUAUAAGAACGCAGAGGUUAGACCACCAUUCACGUAUGCAUCUUUAAUUAGGCAGGCUAUCCUCGAAUCUCCAGAAAAGCAACUAACACUAAAUGAAAUCUACAACUGGUUCACACGAAUGUUUGCUUACUUCAGACGCAAUGCAGCAACAUGGAAGAAUGCAGUGCGUCAUAAUCUUAGUCUUCACAAGUGUUUUGUGCGAGUAGAAAACGUUAAAGGGGCAGUAUGGACAGUGGAUGAACUAGAGUUCCAAAAACGAAGGCCACAAAAGAUCAGUGGUAACCCUUCUCUUAUUAAAAACAUACAGACCAGCCACACCUACUGCACACCUCUCAAUGCUGCUUUACAGGCUUCAAUGGCUGAUAACAGUAUACCUCUAUACACUACUGCUUCCAUGGGAAAUCCCACUCUGGGCAAUUUAGCCAGUGCUAUGAGGGAAGAUCUUAAUGGUGCAAUGGAGCAUACGAACAGUAAUGAGAGUGACAGUAGUCCAGGACGUUCCCCUAUGCAAGCAAUGCACCCUGUGCAUGUCAAAGAAGAACCGUUGGAUCCGGACGAAAACGAAGGCCCGCUAUCCUUAGUGACAACAGCCAAUCACAGUCCAGAUUUUGAUCAUGACAGAGAUUAUGAAGAUGAACCUGUAAAUGAGGACAUAGAAUGAGUAUGCCUGAUGUCAUUAUCCUGAGAAUGAAGAUUGGAAAAACAUGUCAAAUUUAGCUGUGAAAUCUCUCCAUUAUUGUACAGUCUGGAGGAUUUUCAGUACACUUUGACAACUAUGAAAUAUGUUAACUCUUAGUGCCAUCAAGUAUCCCAUUUGGGAGUAUUUUUGAUUUUUCUACUUUUUGUUGAAAAAAGGAAUUUGUACUCUGUGCAUUGGAUGGACUUGUUUGGUACUUGGGAUUUUCCUCUCUUAUAGUCAACAUCAGUGUUGUAAAUUUGCUAAACUGAUUCACUUACUCACAUUUAGCAGCAGGUUUUGGACUGCAGUCCUGCCAAUUUUGGACACUGAGGACCUCAGACUCUGAGCAUGUACACCUAAUCUGCAGAUCAAGCCUUUGCCCAGAUUUUAAGGAUUCCAAUGGACAACAUAUUUGCACAGUACUGCAUGUUGGUUAUCACUGCCUUUACGCCUUUUUUUUUUUUUUUGCUUCCAUUUGGGAUGGGGAAGGCAUGUGUGCACGUGCGCACGUGUGUGUGUUUGUGUGUGUGUGUGUGUGUGUGUGUGUGUGUGUACUGGCAAGGGGUUACAAGAAAUAUUAUCCCAAACUUUUUAAUGUAUUGCUUUUAUUUCCCCACCACCACCACUUCUGCUCUACCAUUUUAAGUUCUGACCUCAGGCCACAUCUCGGCCCAGGGCCUCUUGAAGGCCUAAUGUUUUCUGUACUUUGUGAUGAAUGUUAAUAGGUGUUUUUAUUAUACGAAGCUGAAUGUCAUUGAAUUGUUUGUAGUUUUUUCCGUCAUUCAUUCCAGUCUCCUUCAGAUGCCACCAUGUUUUCUUUAGCUAUGGAAAACAUUCCAUUUUGGUGUCUGUUUUUUUGAAAAGGUCCCAAAUGCUGCACUGUACACACCGAAGGGUCGUCCAACAGAGAGAGAGAGAAAAAAAGUACUGUAAGAAUGAGAAUGAAUGACAGAUGAACAUAGAAAUACUGUAGGAAGCAACAUAAAUUCAUUCCACAAAACAGGGUUUUUUUGAUUUUUGGUUUUGGUUUUUGAUUUAUUUUUUUUUUUGGCAGCAAUGGUGAAUGAAUAUUAGCAAAUGCCACAAAAUUGAACAGCACAAAGAAACAUAUGCAGCACCAACAGAAUUCACUUCAUUAGAGAAUGAAUACUACGGUGGCAGGCUCUCAGUUGUUUAACAUGAGUUUUAAUGGGCCAACAAAUCUUUCUGGAAUAUCUAAGAUUACCAAGCUGGAUACCUGUACAUUUAUUAUUAUUUUUCAUUUGCGAAUAGUGGUUGGAAAGAUGACUUCAUUAAACUGUUGUAAUACGUGGCGAUGUUUCUCAGUUAAAUAUCAGUUCAAUGCUUAGUGGCAUUAAUCUGUUCGAAUACAAAUUAGAUUUCAGAUUGAACUUGUUAUGGCAGUUAAUAAGGACUGAGCUCACUUAUGCUAAAGUGUUAAUAAUUUCGACUGUGCAAAUUCUGUACUGCAGUUAAGAUUGUUAUGCAAUAUUACACCAGCCAGUAUCAAAACCUCACAGUAGAAAACAGUAAACAGUGGGAUGGGGGAGGGGGAAGGAAAUAGCACUGGGGCUUGUUUGGUAAAACUGGCAGUGCUUUCAAAGCAAACAUUACAUACAGAAAGCUGUUGUUACAGGUCAGUACACUUCAGUCACCAAACACCUAAACACUUUCAUUCUGCAACCACUUUUCUGUCACUCAUUUAUUUAUGUAGGACUGUAGCUCUUUGUUUAAUUAUUAUUAUUUCAAAAAAAGCCUUUCAGAGCUUAAUUUAUAUUCUUCUUUGUACCUUCCCCCCCCCCCUAAAAUUACCAAAGAUAUUACACAAAGGUAAAUUAUGUUCUCUAUUAUAUGCUUUAUCUUAUGAAGCCAAAUAUCCUCUUAUUGUUGAUCAAGGGAGGUUGAAGAAUUUAGAGGGAAAUGACAAGAUAUGGGCUAUUGCUAACCUGAGAGAGAAACUGCUCCUUUAUUCUAGUAAAUUUAGCUGGCCAAGCAGAUGACUGAACCAAAGUUACUUUUUAUUCAUAUUCCUUUACAGCAACCAAACCGAAAUUCUGUAAAGAGAAAUUGAUAAGAGCUUUUGAGGUUAAAACUAGGAAACAGUGUUACAGGGGGAGCCAUAAGAAGCGAGCUGGAGAAAGCGAGUGCAGUUAUUUUGCAGAAAAUUGGAGUAUCAAAUAAAGGAGACAGUUUAAUAAAACACAAAAGAGAACAGAAAAGCUCCCACAAUUUUACUGGACCGCAUAAUAGUAUUCCUAGAAUGAAAAAAAAAUAAAAUAUUUUUGGGGUCUUUGUUUUUAUAGAUUGUAUGCCACUUUUGUUUAAGGAUUGUGCUAAGAUGACUGCUUUAAUUUUUGGUUUAUCUUGGCACAUUUGCUGAGUUUUGUUUAGUUUUUGAUCAGCAUUUUUCAUACGGAAAUAACACUCCUGUCCACACACAAGCUUUGGUACAAGACAUUUUAUUGGCAGUUACUUUUCUGAAGAUCAACUCUGCAUUCUGUUUUUAAACGAGAGAAAAGAAAAGGAAAAAAAGGGCAGUCUGUGGUCAUUUGAAUUUUUUUUUUUUAAUUAUAUCCAGGCAGCUUCAUGAUGUGCCGGCAGUAGCCAGAUGGGGAUCAUGAGAAGUGGUCCCUGUGCUUCUAAACUGAGUGGUUUGCUGGUUAGUUCGGUAUUCAAAAGAGGAUAAAAAUCUGGUAGAUUAGUUCAUUCUCAGCAUGUGUAGCUAGACAUGAGUAAAGAUAACAGCAUGAGAAACUGUUAGUACGCAUACCUCAGUUCAAACUGUUAGGGAAUGAGUAAAUAAAAAAUACAUUUCACUCAGUUGCACUUAGUUGUAUGUCUUGCAUGCUUAGUCUAAAGACUGUAGCAAAAUAAAGAAAGAAAAAGAGAAAAAAAUAAAAAUUAGAUUUUAACAUAUCUGGCAGGUGUCACAGCCUUGCAGAAGAACCAACUGAAAAUCUCAGGCUUUACAUCAAGCAAACUUCACUAUGAUUUUUACAGUUCUGAUUCUGUAUCCCUUUGGAUAUACAGUUGCUUCUUUAGGGUGGGGUUUAUUAUGUUGUACAUAUAUAUCCCAAUGUGUCUGUGUGAGCCUUUGUCUUUUUGGGGGGGGAGGGAGGGAGAAAAGGGGAAAAGGUCCCUUUUUUUAGAUACCAUUCCUCAAAAGGAAUAAAUGCAUACCUGUUUGUCAAAACACCUUUUGCUUUUUGUGCAACUGCUUUAUAUUAACUAUACUAAAAGAAAAUAGCUUUGGAAAAAAAAAACCUACUGUAUGUAAUGGAAUUGCAGAAUAUGCUGCACAUGUAUUUUAUUUAGUUAUCCUUGCUUUAAGAAUAUUGGAUGACAUUUGCUGACAUGUGGGAGAAAAUCCCUGACUUUUUUUUUUUUUUUUUGCUUUUAAAUUGUAACAUAGUUGACAGAUUAUUUUUUUCUCCUAUUAUCAUUGAUCGAAACUUCUUUUGUACAGUUUGUGUUAAGCUGGGGGUUUUUUUUGUUUGUUUGGGUUUUUUAAAUAUUUUCCCACCCCUUCUGUUAUCUUACCACUGCCAUUUCUGGCUGUCUUAAACAAAGGUUCAUACAUUUGAAAAGUGUUUUAAAAAAAAAAGUUGUUUUAAAAAUGUUUUUCUCCUGCUGCAGUAAAUAUUUUGCAUGAUGAAUUCCAGGGUCACACUUUCAAAGUUUAUCAGUGAAGUAGUGAUUAAUAAUGGGGCGUGUCAAACUAUUGAACUUUUGUAUAAAGAAAAAAAAAACUUUACAAGGUGCCAAGAUGUAAAGACAAUUUGUUACAUGUUUUUUUUCUCAAAGAAAAGCGUACAUUAUGAAAGUAGUACCAUGUAUCAGGUAAAUCGCUGUCAGGAAUGAGAGUCAUAGCCUUCCUUGUCCACAAAUAAAAGUUUGUAAAUGUAAAACCUGUUAGGUUUCUGCAUUUGACUAGAAGUGAUAUGAAAAAUCAAGGCUUAUGUAGAACAAUGGUGACCACAAAAUAUUACCUUUUUUGAUUGUCGCUUACGAGAGUUCAAGUAUAAUUUCCCACACUCUUCUUAAACUCAGAUUUUGGGAGAAAGAAUGGGGCAGGGAUUAUGAUUCUACAGAUACUGCAGAUCAUUAGCUAUUUUAUAUAUACGUCUGUAUAAAAGUUUUUAAAAAUAAUUUUAAACUAUUGUAGUUUUCAGAUUGCCAACAAGCUACAUUCCUUAUAGCGUGAAGAAUGUGUUCAACUCUUUUGAAAUCUUUGGUACCUUUGGUUAAUGUACUCAGACUGAAUUUUUAGAUGUUUCAGAAAUCACUUAGCGUUCUAGUCUUGAGAGUAAAAUUUGCAGUUAUGACUGCAUUUUAAUGGACCCAGAGUAGGUAACAAAAUAUCUUCUACCCAUAAGCCUUGAUGAAAAUGGUACAGUCCAGACUGUUAGCAUGGUGCUUCAUGUGUAUGUGCUGCCAGUAACGAGAUUUUUUUUUGAUAAGGCAUAAAAGAAACUCAUUCCUUACAUCAACUGUAAUUCCAUCAUUCCAUGUCUGUUGAUACAGACAAUAAAAAAUGUUGUGUAGUCAGUACUAAUUACUGACAUUAUAGCAUUCUCAAAUGCAAUAAAAUGCUGGUUGUUCACACUGGUAAUACAA
Gopherus flavomarginatus (Mexican gopher tortoise) is the source of this 7528-nucleotide messenger RNA. It is a transcript of the gene FOXP1, whose product is annotated as forkhead box P1. The transcript has 21 exons. Bases 863 to 2893 code for a protein of 676 amino acids. Gene Ontology annotation, cellular component: nucleus. Lineage: Eukaryota; Metazoa; Chordata; Testudines; Testudinidae. Gene Ontology annotation, molecular function: RNA polymerase II cis-regulatory region sequence-specific DNA binding; DNA-binding transcription repressor activity, RNA polymerase II-specific. Gene Ontology annotation, biological process: regulation of transcription by RNA polymerase II. The record is from RefSeq and is a predicted model, not a curated record.